AUGCCGCUCCUGGGUUUGAGCUAUGAAUUGAUCCUUUCCAUUGCUGCGUAUCUUGAUCAAGUCGACCUCUUGAACAUGUCGCUCGUAUGCAAGCAUCUGAACGUUGUCACCGAGCCGGAGCUGUACCGCGAAUACACGAACAUCCAUAUCGACAACCGGAGUUUCUCCCUUUUCGUGAAACGUAUCAUUCGAUCGCCUAACCUUGCCCGGAACGUCAAAAAACUUGACCUAUCACACUGGGAGACCAUCGAUGCUUUCAAUCCGGUCUACUAUGAUUCUGCCAAUGGCGUCCCGGACGUAGACAAGAAAGUCGCGGAUUUCGACGAAGCCAAAGCGCCAGAGCCAAAUGAGGAUGACUAUCUGCUGUACUGCAGGGCUGCCCAAGCUGCUGGGGUUAUCGCAGAAAUCUCACCAUACGAAACAAAGAGCUGCAUCGUCGAACAGGCAAGGCCCAUGUUGUCUUCACAGGUCCCAGACGAUGAACCGUGGUACACGCACAUCAUUGAUGGCAUGUCUUACGACCAGAAAUUCUGCUCCAUGCUUCGAGCCGGCCUUGAGGACCCCGUAAUCGUACUAAUGGUUGCCUUACUCCCCAACGUUCGCGAAAUGCUCGUGCGGGGCGGGCCCACCGACAGGGUUGCAUUGGAAUGGCGAGCACCAACUCACCGAUUCUCAAAGCUUCGUAGGCUCACAGUCCACGCGAUUGACGGCAUGCUAUCUUGGCCGAUUGCCUUCUUCAGCCCUAUUUUGUCCGAGGGUCGGUUGGAUAUCUUCGAAGUGGAAAUGGCCAGUUCGUGGUAUCAAGACACAGGCGAUAUAGAACCUCUUCACCACAACAUCAUACCUCUCACCUUGACUCCAGGAAGUCUAAACCUGAAGAAGCUCGAGCUGAUCAAGUCUUGUUUGAGAUUCACCGACUUGGGGUGCUUAUUGAACGCCUGUCCAAAUCUUACCAGCUUCCAAUUUACGGAGGAUCUCGAGGCUGGGGCCUAUACAAUCUCUCCAAGUACGGUGAUAAAACUCCUUGAGCCGCUCAAAGACACUCUGCAACAACUCAUACUUGACCUGACCGUGCAUGAGCAAGAGUUCGACGACGAUAGCGACGAUGACGAUGAUAAUCGCGAUCACAUUGAUUCACUGGCACAUCUGACUAGCCUCAAGCUUCUCAGCGUUACCCCCGAGAUAUGGCGUGGUGUGGAAAUGGAAUACCUCAGGAUGGACUUCACCCUCGAUCGCUUCCUACGCGAGGUACCAAGCAGACGCCCUCUUGGGUAUAGGCUACCGCCAAACCUGGAGACGCUCGCAUUUCCUCUGUCAGGGCGGGGAAUCGAAAUGCCUCUUUGUCAAAUACGGCAUAUCAUCUGUAGCCGUGCCAUACAUCUUCCGCUGCUGAAAAGUCUUUACGUAAACUCGCAAGACGAAGAUUAUCUAGACGAUCUUGAGGAUCUACUAGAGAAAGAGGCGGAACACAUCCAGGCGCGGCCUGGAGUGGAAGAACUUGGGAUCAGCUUAGGGUGUAACGUUAUGAGAACCGCUUUCGAUACCAUUGAGUCACAUCGCAAGCUUCCACAUCUGAAGUGGUUUGGAGACAAGUAUGCAAGGCGGCAUCGCAAAUCGAAGAAGUCGGAAGAAGAAAUGAGCCAGAUCAUGGCGAAGUACGACCAUCAAGGGCUGAACGAAGACGAGAUGACCAGGUUGAUGGCCAACGAUCCUGACAUGGAAAGUUGGGUGGAGCGGAAUGUUCGCAACCAUGUGGAGGAGGAUAUAGUCUACGAGGACGAAUAG
Didymosphaeria variabile is the source of this 1785-nucleotide messenger RNA. RefSeq lists its product as uncharacterized. The transcript has a single exon. Lineage: Eukaryota; Fungi; Ascomycota; Dothideomycetes; Pleosporales; Didymosphaeriaceae. The record is from RefSeq and is a predicted model, not a curated record. Bases 1 to 1785 code for a protein of 594 amino acids. Gene Ontology annotation, molecular function: protein binding.